UUUUUUUCAAGUCAUUAUUUUGACAAUGACCACAAAACUAAGCUUGUAUGUGUAAGAUAAAUUUUUUGUAUCAUUUAGAUCUUUUCUAUUUUCCUCGAUUUAAUUGAAUUCAAUUGAAUCUACUUCCUUUGCCUCUCCUUCUUUCUCUCUCUGUUUUUUCAGACAAGGUCUGAAACAUGGAAGAAGGAGAAAAAAUGGGCACAAUCAGAGUACCGAAAAUAGUUCCUAGUCCAGGCAAUGAUUGUAAGAAAAUCGAAGAAGCUUUCAGAGGAUGGAGAACAGAUACGAAGGAGAUCAUAAGGAUUUUGGGUUGCAGAAAUUCCAGCCAGCGCAAGAAGAUCAGAGAGAUAUAUCAACAUCUUUACAACAAGCCCCUCACUGAUACUCUCAAAUCCAAGCUUCCUCAUGAUUACUUGGUUUUUUCUGAUUUCAAGAAGGCAGUAAUUAUGUGGACGAUGGAUCCUUCCGAAAGGGAUGCGAAAUUGGCCAAUAAAAGCUUGAGAAAGAAGAAGGGUGUUGAUCAUCUCCAAGUGAUCAUAGAGAUUGCCUGUGCAUCAACUCCAGAACAUUUGAUCGCUGUGAGGCAAGCAUACUGUUCCCUCUACAAUUGCUCCCUUGAAGAAGAUAUCACAUCCAAUGUGUCCUUGCCUCUAAGAAAGCUUCUUUUGUGCUUAGUGAGUUCCUACAGAUAUAACAGAGAAGUGGUGGAUGCAAAUCUUGCCCAUUCAGAGGCUACUGUGCUUCAGGAAGCUAUUGAGAAGAAGAAGUUGUAUCAUGAUGAAGUGGUAUUGAUACUCAGUACCAGGAAUAAGCAUCAACUCAAAGCAACAUUUGAGUGUUACAGACAAAACUAUGGGAAUUCCAUUUAUCAGGACAUAGAGAGCAGUGGCACUGGAAAUUCGGAAUACAUCUUAAGAUUGGCAAUUUUGUGCAUAGAUACCCCUGAGAAACACUUUGUCGAGGUUGUGAGAAAAUCAGUUGUUGGACUGGGAACAGACGAGGAUUCGUUAACUAGAGCCAUUGUAACUCGAGCUGAAGUAGAUAUGAUGAAGAUCAGAGCAGAGUACUUCAACAUAUACAAAAGUAGCCUUGACAAUGCAGUCAUUGGUGAUACAUCAGGAGACUACAAGGAUUUCUUAGUCACUUUGCUUGGAGGAAAAAUAUGAACCAUACUACCUAGAAAGCACAAUUAUAUUAUCAUGACAAACCACAUGGGUUAUCUCUCUCUCUCUCUCUCUCUCUCUCAUGUGGAAUAUAAUGUAUUGUUAGCUUACUUGCAGUUUGUAAAUUCUGAUAUUAGCUACUCGCACAUGAUCUUAUAUCAAUUUUUUGUACAAAUACUUCAAACAUCAAAGUUCAAAAAUAGAACUUAUUCAAGAUUUGAUGCACUUUCCUGUACCAUCCAUGAUAGUGCUACACAGUUCAUGGUGGAAACUAUUGAAGGUUAGUUUAGUUUGGGAUUUUGACA
Macadamia integrifolia is the source of this 1468-nucleotide messenger RNA. Its product is annotated as annexin D3-like. Gene Ontology annotation, cellular component: cytoplasm. The transcript is spliced from 6 exons. The record is from RefSeq and is a predicted model, not a curated record. Gene Ontology annotation, molecular function: calcium ion binding; calcium-dependent phospholipid binding. The coding region runs from base 177 to 1166 and encodes 329 amino acids. Lineage: Eukaryota; Viridiplantae; Streptophyta; Magnoliopsida; Proteales; Proteaceae.